AUGGGUGAGUUGUACUAGUGUCCCAGCUUGUAAGCACAAGCAACGAUGAUGUGCUGAUCCUCCACCUGCCCCCACCUGCUUCCACUUGCCUCGACUCCCUGCCCUGUCUUGCCCUGUCCUCUUUUGCUUCGCUUGGACGUCGCCGCGCGCUGCCCCUGCCUGCCUGCCUGCCCUUUGCCUGCUGUCCCUGGUGCUCUACGGCGCGCCCUGCGGCUCCACAGCUCCUUCCAACAACAACUCUGGCGAGCGCGAUGCUCUGCUCGGCAACAACAACAACCGACAACACACGUACCAUGUGAGUGCUGUUAAUUGCACCUGUAUCGUCAUCGACCGCGCAGCGACGUCGUUCCGGGGUCAGCGGGACUGUGAGCGGCUCGCUCGGGAAGCCCCACCCCCUUCGCCCUGCGUCAUCGCAGGUGCGCAGGCGCAUGAUGCCUGCCGCUCGUCAGGGUGGUCACCGGUCACCAUUCGCCUGUGCGCAGCAGCUCGGCCCGGUCACCACCAUGUAUUAUCAUCUUCCCCCGUGCAAAAACCACAUGUACCGAGCAAUUUCGAGAAACUUGUGAACUGACAUAUCGAUUAGGUGCCGAAUGCGGUCUCACCCAAUCCGGCCCAUUUGCCCUUACCACAGGACGACCUCGGCAAUGGGGCACAAGGCGAUAUCGGCGUCGUUGCUUCUUUGAAGGCGUUAUUGUUCUCGGGAUGGCUCAACAUCCUGCUCGUGGCGGUACCUCUGUCGUUCAUCUCUCAUUUUGCCAAGUGGGGUCAGUCCGUCAAUUUUCGAUCCGACCGAGAUUCCAUGCACCCCGUGUCCGGCCCGACGGAGAGGCUGACGUUGGCUUUGCGUUGUGCUACAGGUGCGACCGCGGAUUUCAUCAUCUCCUUCAUUGCCAUCAUUCCCCUCGCUUCUUUGCUCGGCGAUGCGACCGAGCAAUGCGCUCUCAAACUUGGGCAAACGCUUGGUGGCUUGAUGAAUGCUGUCAGUUGUAGUUGAAUUCUUUCACCAAGCUCAUUGCGCUGUCAAACUGAACUUUACUUCCCUGCAUCGAUUCACUAGACUUUCGGAAGUACGUGGUAUAGGGAUCGUAUAUCGAAGGGAGAGUGUCAGUGGCUGACCAACCGAGUAUGCUCCUCCGACAGACGCUGUCGAGGCCAUUGUCGGCAUCUUGGCCCUCACCAAGGGUGAAUUGCGCAUCGUCCAAACCUCCAUGCUUGGCUCGAUCUUGUCCAACAUUCUCCUCGUUCUCGGCUGCUCGUUCCUCGCGGCGGGGUACAAGUUCAAGGAGUCCAACUUCCAGGUCACGGCUGCGCAGGCUUCGUCGUCGCUCAUGGUCCUCGGCACGACGACGCUCGUCAUCCCUGCCGCCUACCAUGUGAGCCGCAAGGAGGCCAACGGCGACUCGUUCACGACCUUGUUGACCGCCGUUGGGGACAAGACCAAGGUUUUCGACGGCCUCUUGACCAUCUCGCGCGGCACAGCAAUCAUCCUGUUGGUCUGCUACGCCUUCUAUCUCCUUUUCCAACUCAAGACGCACGCGUACCUGUUCGAGGACCCCCAGGACCACGAGGAAGAGGAGGCCAAGAUGAACGUCACCACUGCUGUUGCCUCGCUGUGUGUCGUCACAGUUAUCACCUCGUUCUGCGCCGAUUACCUCGUUGGUGCGAUCGACGAGUUCGCCGAUCAAUACAAAAUCCCCAAGUCCUUCAUUGGUCUCAUCUUGAUCCCCAUCGUCGGUAAUGCGGCGGAGCACGUCACGUCGGUUUGGAUGGCAAUGAAGGGAAAGAUGGAGAUCACGAUCGGUGUCGCGUGAGCUUACGAUGGACGACUUAGGAUGGACCAGAGUGAACUGAAGCUGAUGUGUGACCUCCGCUUCCUCCAGCAUCGGCUCGUCGAUCCAGAUCGCCGUCGGUGUCAUCCCUUUGCUCGUCGUCGUCGGCUGGGCUAUUGGCCAGAACCUCACGCUUUACUUUGAAACGUUCGAGACUAUCAUUUUGUUCAUCUCGAUCUACCUCGUCAACUGCUUGGUCCAGGAUGGAAAGUCCAACUGGCUUGGUGAGUCUUCUUCGCAGACAGAUCUGUGUCGUUUCGGUUGUGGGACAAUGAGCUGACUGUUCGACGUUGACUUGCAGAGGGUAUGAUGCUCGUCGCACUCUAUGCCAUCAUUGCCUUGUCCUUCUGGUGA
This is a messenger RNA of Microbotryum saponariae, 2183 nucleotides long. Lineage: Eukaryota; Fungi; Basidiomycota; Microbotryomycetes; Microbotryales; Microbotryaceae. The record is from the annotation of a GenBank genome assembly.